AUGGCUCACUCUCACUCCCACGACGGCGGCGUUGGCCACUCGCACGAAGAUCCCUUCAAUGGCCACGGCCACUCCCACGAGAUCCUGGACGGCCCAGGCUCGUACGCCAACCGCGAGAUGCCGCUGAUCGAGGGCCGCGACUGGAAGGAUCGUGCUUUUACCGUCGGCAUUGGAGGACCUGUGGGAUCCGGCAAGACAGCCCUCAUGCUGGCUCUGUGCCAUGCCCUGCGCGACGAGUAUAACAUUGCCGCCGUGACCAAUGACAUCUUUACCCGAGAAGACGCUGAAUUCCUCACCCGCCACAAAGCCCUCGCCCCUUCGCGCAUUCGCGCUAUCGAAACCGGUGGCUGCCCGCACGCCGCCGUCCGCGAAGACAUCAGCGCCAACCUGCUCGCCCUGCAAACUCUGCAGCGCCAGUUCCAAACUGACCUCCUCCUCAUUGAAUCCGGCGGCGACAACCUGGCCGCCAACUACUCUCGCGAGCUGGCCGACUUCAUUAUCUACGUGAUUGAUGUUGCCGGCGGCGACAAGGUGCCGCGCAAGGGUGGGCCGGGCAUCACGGGCUCGGACCUCCUGGUUGUCAACAAGAUCGACCUGGCCGAGGCGGUUGGCGCUGAUCUAAAGGUGAUGGAGCGGGAUGCGGCGAAGAUGCGAGAGGGCGGGCCCACUGUCUUUGCGGUUGUAAAGCAUGGGAAUGGCAUGGAGCAUAUUGUUAACUUGAUUAUUAGUGCGUGGAAGGGUAGUGGUGCGUAUGAAGAGAGCUUAAAGCGGUGGAAGGAGGGUGCGCAGCGGGGAUCGGGGAGUGUGGAUGAAUAG
This is a messenger RNA of Penicillium canariense, 816 nucleotides long. Its product is annotated as urease accessory protein UreG. The coding region runs from base 1 to 816 and encodes 271 amino acids. Gene Ontology annotation, molecular function: GTPase activity; nickel cation binding. The record is from RefSeq and is a predicted model, not a curated record. NCBI's taxonomy places the organism in Eukaryota, Fungi, Ascomycota, Eurotiomycetes, Eurotiales, Aspergillaceae. The transcript is spliced from 2 exons.